This is a messenger RNA of Anopheles moucheti, 852 nucleotides long. Its product is annotated as general odorant-binding protein 45-like. Gene Ontology annotation, biological process: sensory perception of smell. NCBI's taxonomy places the organism in Eukaryota, Metazoa, Arthropoda, Insecta, Diptera, Culicidae. Bases 1 to 852 code for a protein of 283 amino acids. The transcript has a single exon. Gene Ontology annotation, molecular function: odorant binding. The record is from RefSeq and is a predicted model, not a curated record.
AUGAUGCGCAGUACCGUGCAAACAAUUACCACUGCGGUAGUCCUAGUGCUAAUAGGACCAACUGCAAUAUCGGCGUCUUUCGGUGCUCGUGAUCCACCCCCAAAACCUUUGCGCGAAGCACAGGCAGCAUGUGUGAAAUAUUUAAAUAUCUGCGAAAACCGUCUGGUGCAGUACAAUAACAGCAUCUAUCCGACCGAUCACGACACUAUGUGUAUGAUCCGGUGUGCCGGCAUCAUGGUUGGAUUCUGGGAUGACACGCAAGGAUUCAAAUUGGACGGACUAAUCAACCUGUUCCCUCAGCUGGCUGCAAAUUUCAGCGUUCAGCAGCAAAUUCUAAGUUGUGCUGAACAGCGCAUUGCUGGGUGUCCACCACCAGAUACCUGCGCGAAGGCAUACAACGGAUUCCGCUGCUUUCUAGAGUCACAGAAGAAGGGGUUCGGAGCAAAAGAUACGCUGCCGGAGGAACCCCCCUAUGUCUUCGACGGUCAAGAAUUCAUGCGUUCAUUAUCAAUUUGUGCAAAGAUCCUACGAAUACCUAAGAAUCUGCGAGAACUAUACCAGCAGGGAGUCUUUCCAAAUGACGAGAAAACUCGCAGCUUCGUACGAUGCCUUGGCAUUCGGACCGAACUGUACGACGACGCGCAGGGACCCAACAUCCCGCGACUGUACCGGUUGUUUGGCUCAGGUCAAUCGGAAACGGAGUUCCGCCGGAGAGCUCAAAUAUGCAUGAACGCCAACGAGCCGCUGUUGGAUCCGAAGGACAAAAAUGAUCAAGCGUACGGUAAGCUGUACCGUUGCUUCAGCAAGCAAUUCGGUGCACUCAUCCGGGCCAAUGCCAAUGCCAUGUCGUAG